AUGUCCUCAUAUAUAGCUGUAAUAUUGGCAGAUCCCUCGAUUAAAAAAGCACCAAGGAUGACUUCUGGUUCAGAUAUAAAACUAAUCACUGAAAUUGUAACCAUUUUAUCGCCUUUCGAUGAAACCACAAAGGAGAUCUUAGGUUUCCAGUACAUUACUGCUAGCCUUGUUAUCCCCCUUAGGUCUGUUAUCGAAAGAUAUUUAAAAAAACCUCAAGCCAAACCUUAGUGCAGCCGAAAAGUUAUGCCAAAAGCUUAUAAAUAGCCUAUAAGAGAGGGAUUUUAAGCUUUUAUGAAACCUUCUGCUUUGCUAUGCUACAAUCACGG
Messenger RNA from Diabrotica balteata, 326 nucleotides. The record is from the annotation of a GenBank genome assembly. Lineage: Eukaryota; Metazoa; Arthropoda; Insecta; Coleoptera; Chrysomelidae.